UGCAGUGCCACAUAGCAUGUGAGAUCUUAGUUCCCUGACCAGGGAUCGAACCCAAGCCCCCUACCUUGGAAACAUGGAGUCUUAAAGCACUGGACUACCAGGUAAGUCCUGGAGUGGGAAGUUUUCUUUCUUCAUUUCUUUCCUGCUUUUUUUGAGAUCUGGUACCAUUAUUUUUAAAAAGUAAGGAUAUUAUAUACAUUUUGUUACUUUGAAGAACAGAAUCACUAGAUACCAGAUAGAUAUUCAAAGGGUUACAAGAGUGGAUAUGCUGUGGUCUUUACUCUUACAAAGUUACUUGUUUAUAAAUAGCCAGAGAGCUGAAAUUAAUCCUUUCCCUAUAAUAUGAAUUCAGUAUAGUCUGGACUAUGACAGCAUAACAUUAGUAAAAAGGAGUUUAUAUCACAUGGGGCAUAAUCUUAGUGAGUUUACUUCAAGUUAUUUAUUUGGUGACCUCUUCUUGUUAGGAUCAGUAAUGUAUUUUGGAAAUACUCUUUGGAAAUGAUAAAUAAUCAGUAAAUUGGGCGGGGACACGCUUUUGCCUCUUGUCUGGGCUCCUCGCAGAUCCUGCUUGAUCCCGGAGCAGUUUCACUGCCACCAGAGCCUGCCUUGCUGCAUAUCAACACCACACGAUCACAGGAAACCAGCCAUGGACAUGCCAGAACAUUCCUGGCAGUUUGUACAUUUUGUUUCACGGAACAAAACGCCGAAAACAAUGAGAAAACCUUGAGAUUACAAAUGAUCUUGCUAACAAUUUAAGAAACUUUCAAUUUUUGACUUCCUGCCUGCAGGAAGGAAAUGACAGUUGGAAGUGUGGAGAACAGGUGUCACCCUGGACAGCAUGAUAUCUUCUGCUUACUAAAAUAAAAACCCCUGCAUCAACACUCCUACAUGGAAGUGAGUUCUAACCACAAGACUCAGUCUUUCCACCACAGACCCCGCUUCAGAAAACCAAAUCUGUUUCCUACCAGGAAGUUGUUAAACACAGCAUUCAAGAGCAGACUCAGGGGCAGAAUUCCUCGAAUCAAUCUGGGAUAAAUCCAAGUUAAGAAUUCAGGUGGUUUGAAAAUGUCCCCCUCUGUGUCCUUCCAGUGACUGGCAGUACAGUUGCAUGGUGGACUUGUCAGGGGACUUAGAAGCGACAGAAUUAGGACUGACAGAAACUGGUCCCAGCUGAAGGCAGGGUAGGGAUCCCAAACCCUCUCUUAUAUCCCUUUGCGUUUGUCAGGGGUGUGGCAUUGUUUUUUACCCAUAGCUUCAAGCUGGCAUUGAAGCUUUCUAUUUUUCCUUUGGCAAACUAGCUAGUUACUCUAUCCCUCAUGAAGGAGAUUUCCAUGCCUCUCAAUCUGUUACAGAAAAUUUAGACAAAUGAUACUUCAGAGGGGCUGAGGACCCUGAAAUGAUUGAAGACUGUGCCUUGGCCCAGAUGAUUACCAGACAGUCCUCUCCAACCACCUUCGUUAACAAUGCAAAUCCAUCAUGGGAUAUGCAUUCUUGAGGGCACGUGUGUUGGAAAAUGUUAGGAAAGACAUUUUAACAUUGGGAUGUAGAAAGUCUUUGUGAAUGCUUGCAAGUUUUCUUUUCCCAAACAUGCGUUGUGGGAUUAAGAAGCUCUGUAAUCCCCAGGGUCUUUGACUUUGAAGCCAUGGCUAAUGAGGAAGGAGACAUGGCUGCUGUCAUUGGGGCCACUCAAGGACACUGAACCUUAUGGGCUGAGUGAACAGAUUGUAUGGGAGCUCGUAGUAUAUGAUUUCUCCCCCUGCAGUCAGUUUAGAAACAGCAUUCCCCUGAAAUAAAAACAAGGUAGCCAUUUUCACAGCCCAGCACAUUCUCCCUGCUGCCCGCCACUUCUCUUACCCAUCAUCUGUUCCUUCCUUCCUUCCCCAAAUGUACACUAAGGGCCGAUUAUGUACUGAGUGUUGUGCCAAGAAAUGAUGGUACAAAGACAAGAGCGCAUGCUGUCUGCCUUCAGGGAACUUUCAGUUUCAUAGGAACCCAAUGUGCAGACAUCUUAGGGAGACAAGAGUAUUCAAAAGGUGUUUUAUAUGUAGCUUUAAUCUGUUGUUGGGUUUUUUUUGUUGUUGUUGUUGUUGUUUUUGGCUGAGUUAUGCGGCAUCCAGUAUCUUAGUUCCCUGACCAGGAAUAGAACCCGGGCCCCCUGCAGUGGACAUGCAGAGUCCUAACCACUGGACAGCCAAGGAAAUCCCCUCAAAAAGUGUUUUACACUCAAGAGGAAUUACUCACUUCUACUUGAAGAAGGAGAGUGAAAGAAGAUUUCUGAGAAAUGAAAAUCCUUAAUCUGGGGCUGAGGAGUGAAGAUGGCACUUAUUCAUACUCUCCUGUGAGAUCAGGAGAAAAUAUCUGAAUUCAACCCCAACUGCCAGCCAGAAAACAAUCCUUCACAGCUUCCCUCCACUGCCCCAUCUCCUGCUUGCCUCUUAGCUAUGUCCCUGCUUAGUUCAGCCACUGCGGGGGUAGGCAAAAGUAAAAUUUGUUCAUUCUGCCUCUGCUUGGAAGUAGGGGGGGAAAUUGUGUAGGGAACAUUUUAAAAGAGCACAAAAUUUUUAAUAAGUUUAAAUUUCUUUGUUCAGUUGACUAUUUACUAAAGUUGAUUUCUAAUUUUUAUGCUUGUGAAAUAUUCCAACUAUGCAAAUAUUAAAAAAUGCAAAAACCCUCUCUGCCCCACCUCACCCAUUCCCCAGGGAUAAUGCUGUUGUUUGAUUGCUAUCUUCCUGGAUUUUAAAUUUACAUUUAAAUCUACAACUACAAUAUUUCAAAAACAAAAAUCCAUUGUUUUUCUCUGCCACUCCUCUCCCCAACUCACUGCAUCAUGAAAAUUCUUAGAACUAUUUUUAAAAUAAGAUACACUAUAAAGAGAAGAUUGCUGUAACAAUAUAGAGAUAUUAUCAUGUGUCAAUUUAUAAAUGAAUACAGGCCAAAAUUCACCUUCUCUAGUCAACUUGACUUCAGUUUUUUUCAAUCCUGUCCUCUGAAUCAUCCAGUAAUUUUACAUAUUGUUUCUGUAUAUUUGGCCCCUGAUCAUAAACACCUUUUUUUCCCCUUAUACUUAAGCCCUUUGGUUGCAAAGAACAAAGGCCCCAUUUUGUGAGAAUAUAGGUGAGCUGGGGAGUCAAGCAACUAGGGGGCUGGUCUUCCUUGGUGUGCCUGCAUAACCCCAUAGAUCUGUCCUGACUGUUACUGUCUGGAUUGGCCUCCCUGCUCUGCUCACUCUUCUCUUCCCUCACCAUUUGGCUUCCAUAUGUUCAUUCAUUCAACAAAUUACAGAAUUCAACCACAAGCCAGAGAUGGUUCUGGCGCAUACAGUUUGAGUUGCUCUGAUUCUGACUCAAAAAUCAUGGCCUCCUUUAACUCCACUUGUCAAUUUCUCCACAUGUGUUUUAAUUCAUAUUCCUAAGGGUGAGAAAGUGAUUGGCCCAGGUCAUGCCAGGCCACUCUUAGACAGCUGGACAUUUUGUGGCCAGAAUGUUCAUCCAGACAUGUCUGGUGGAGUGGGUGGCAGCCUGGGCAGGGUAGGGCUGUCCAGCUCACUCCACACACCUUCUCGGGUCCUACAUGCGCAUCUGGUCAUCUCCCCAAUCACAGGGUCAGUCAGUCACUAUGCCUCUACCAUGACCUGUGGUCUGUUACAAGGGUAGCCCAAGCAGUCUUCCCUUUAUAUGGAGUUGGGCUCCUUGUGAACAGAGGACAACAGCCAUGAACUCUCUCCUGCUCAAGAGAAGCACAGCUAGUUAUCAGGGCAUUCCCUGUGGUGGAGAACAGUAGGUCCCAUUCCAUGAAUGUAACACCACUUGGUGUUAUCUUUGAGGCUAAAGUUACAGAAUAGGAACUGGAGGAAGAUGAUAGGUGAGAAAUAUAAAGUGAGUGUCAGUUUUCAAUUCCCAUAUAUGUAAAUAAACAGAAUUCCAGUCCAGGUAAGAGCCAGACUGUUUUUAUUCAACAACUAUCUUCAAAUUCUCAGAUCACAAUUCCAGUUAGUAACAAAAUUUGUGGAAUAAAUUAUAAUACAUUGUAGCACUAGAUGACCCAAGACCCAGGGUUAAAAGGUUAAAAUCUAGUCUGUAUCCAGUAUCAUUUAAAUAGAACAUUUUUCAGGGAUGAUAACAGCAUUGAUGUCAAUGGUAUGCUGUUAGAAACAGUUGCCAACAGAACUGCUGCUUAGGUGCUUUACUGCUCCAUCAUUUUGUAUUCUUGCCACCUUUCUUCCAGAUGUCUUUUUUCAUAUAGAGGACUUCUGCUGCACUUUAUUAUUAUUAUUGCUGCUGUGCAGCAUGUGGGAUCCCAGUUCCCCAACCAGGGAUCUAACCUGUGCCCCCUGCAGUGGAAGCGUGGAGUCUUAACCACUGGACCACCAGGGAAGUCCUCUGCUGCACUUCAGUGGCUGCGAGGUCAAAGAGAAUCACCUGGCACCUCAAGGAACCUUGUGUCUGAUUAUCCUGCUGUGGGAGGGCAGGAGGUGUGAAUCCUCAGACCCACCCCUCAGAAUCCUAGGUGCAUCCCAAGAACCAGGCAGCUAUGGGAUCCCUUCUGAAAAGGGCCUUGAGACACAGAAGCCAAGAGAAAUAUGACGUGUCUCAGACACAGGCACAGAGGAGCCAUCUGAUGAAGCCAGCAGACAGGAGGGAUUGAGCCAGCCUGUGUGGGUGCGUCACCCCUGUAUCACUUGUAGUAGCCAAGGCUCUGUCUUACGUAGGCUCCUCUGUGGCUCCCAGGUGGCUUCCCCAUCUCUAGGUCCACACCACUCUAGCCCUGCCUUCACAUCAGCACUAUCCCUCCUUUCCAAGUAGUCAGCUGAUCCUCUGUUUAGAAAAUGCCUUUUCACACACACAUUUACAUGCGCACACACACACAUCCUUCAUGGGAUAUGGGUGUUCUGAGUCCAGCUCAUUUUCCUAGCAUUACCUCCCCUGUGUCCUGCCAUGCCACACCAGACUUCAUCAUCAUGCCUCCCUCCCAGUUGUUUUUUUCUUCCUGAAAUGUCACUGACACCCCAACACCCACCAUCUGCUCGCAUCAUCAUUAUCUUUCCCUCCCCUUCCCAAAACCAAAGAGGAAGCUCUCCUCUGUUGUAUCAUGGCAUUUAGGUUAGACUUCUGACUGCAGUUAUUUUUUGUUGCCCAUAGGUUUGUUUCCUCUAUGGAUUGUGAGGGUUUGCAGGGAAGGAUGCUUUGUCACACGUACAUUGAACCACCCCACACCCAGUGGAAUGCUCAUCACAGCUGCUCAAAAGUGGCUUGUGCGAAGGAAAGAUAUUCAUGGGGACAAUUGUUUUUUAAAUAUUUGAUAUGCUUUUAGACUAGAUAUAGAUAACUCUUCAUGUAUUGAUCCUGAUAACAUGUUUCUCAUAUCAUCAUUAGUUUCCUGACCUGCAAAAUAAAAAUAAUGUUAAUCUGCGUUGCAUAGCAAUUAAUGUGCAAGAACAAAUAAAUACUUCAAGUACCAGAAGGAAGUCUGGUUGGGAAAUUGGCAAAGUGAAUCCAAACUCCCUUUUCAUGCACUUUGAAGAGAAAUGAGAAGUCACUCUCUUAGACAAAUUCUCAAGCUUUGAGUAUUUCUCUUUGCUUGGAUCUGCUCAGUUAUAAAAAUAGGGGAUUGGAUUAUGUCUUUUCUUCUUUUUUAACUAAAAUUAUAUUAUUGCAAUGGUUCUACUUAACAAGUGUUAAAUAUUAAAUAAAUGUUUUCUUGUGCUCAAAUUCAUAAUAAAGACUACAUUAAAAGACCGCACUUUUACUGAUGUUCCGAAGCAUAUUCUGAAAUUCAUUUGACUUCUAGUAACGGAUCUGCAAACACAUUAAGUGAUCACUUCCAUGACGGCUCUGUUUCUUUAAGAGACCUCGGUUGUUAAGUUGGAAGAUCACUGAACCAUAUGAGGGUCAAUAAAAGAAUAAAGUCACUGGUGAGCGAUUCGAGUACAAGGAACUUGACCCCAGUUCAGUAUCUGUGAGUCCAUAUGCUGUUCACAGUCAGAGGAGGAGACUGUGGUCCCCGGGUGCUCGGCCUCCCAGGAUGGCUUCUCGAAAACUAAUCAAGCUGCUGGUGUUUGAGCUGCUUGAGUUUACUGCUUUCUGUGUCCCCACGCUGGUGAUAAUGGAACAGUUUGCUGUUGCCUCUUCCACCACGAGGCGUCCGCCUGACAAAACACAUUAUUGGCUGAUUGUUUCCUGUUCAAUUGCCUAUGUAGCUUCAGUGUCUCUCUUGAUUUGGGUUCCUGUGAAAGUUCUCUUGUACAAGAAACGUCAUCUUUACCAAAAAAUCAAAGGAUGGAGACCUGUUAUGAUGAUGUGUGUAGUACUCACCACGCUUCCCAGCUUCAGCUUUUCUAUAGCAGUGACUGAGGUUCAAAAGAAUAUUAAUGGUUCCACUGAUGUGUUACCGGAUAUGUUACCUGACCUGCCAGUCUCCCUAGUUCUGACUUGCUUGAUUGUGGUUGAUAUUAUUGAAAAACUCAGGAUAUAUCCUCUUAGAGGGAGGCAAAAGAGUAAUGAAGACAGGCACAUCCAUACGACCAAUUUGCAACAAAUAAGAACUGUGACAUGUGAAGCGAAGCAAAAUGAAGAAAACUCGACUCGCCCGCAGCCAGCCAACAGGACUCACUUGUCACGGCCACUAGGAGGCGCCACAGGGAACUCCUCUCCUGAGCUGGAGGGACCCCAGGAGCCCACCUUUGAGUGGGGAAUCCUGAGAACGCUGUCCCAACAGGACGUGCGUGCAGAGAUCUUCCUCGGGAGCUUUUUGCUGUGGGCUGACACCAUAGAAAUGGUGCGGGUGGCCGGACACCCCAGGGUGUACAAGUCAGGCUGGGUGUACGCGGUCUACAUCUUCAGUUACAUUUCUCUUCUUCGAAUGAUGUUCACUCCCCGGAACCCGCUUCUGAAUUCCCUUGCCAUCCUUCUCCAGGAUCUACCUUUUAUCUUUGUUAGACUGAGUUUAAUCAUUGUCCUGGGAACAAUCACACCCGUAUUGGGUCUUUUUAAAAAUGUGCUGGUGACUCUGUCUUAUGUUUACUUCAAUUUCUUAACCAGAUUCAGGAUGUUCUCUACCUUUGAGAGGUCUUUUUAAGGAGAAAAUGUCCUAUAGUCAAACCUCUUUUUUAUGCACAUGCAUACAUUUGUGAUCUUUUUGGGGGGCAGGCAUACGUUACUUUGCGCUGUAGGAAGAAAUGAAGAAAUAGAUGCUAGAGAAAAGACUAUAUUUAAAAACUAUAACAUGUCAAUUUUUUAAAUGUAUGCAAAUGGUGCUAAAUGUAAGCAAAGUUGUAGUCUUCUAAGUUGGUUCCCCUCGAUUUGUAGAAAAUGUCAGUAGUUAAUUUUGUUAUGUAUUCUGCAUUUUUUCUAAAAGUACCCUUCAGUAAAGCAUCUUAAAAAAUGAGAA
Bubalus bubalis (water buffalo) is the source of this 7386-nucleotide messenger RNA. It is a transcript of the gene TMEM236, whose product is annotated as transmembrane protein 236. The coding region runs from base 6022 to 7074 and encodes 350 amino acids. NCBI's taxonomy places the organism in Eukaryota, Metazoa, Chordata, Mammalia, Artiodactyla, Bovidae. The record is from RefSeq and is a predicted model, not a curated record. The transcript is spliced from 4 exons.